Messenger RNA from Toxotes jaculatrix (banded archerfish), 1811 nucleotides. RefSeq names its product centromere protein U (gene cenpu). Gene Ontology annotation, cellular component: nucleus. NCBI's taxonomy places the organism in Eukaryota, Metazoa, Chordata, Actinopteri, Toxotidae. The transcript has 14 exons. The record is from RefSeq and is a predicted model, not a curated record. Bases 95 to 1519 code for a protein of 474 amino acids.
UCCGGAACUUGAAACAUUUUGCGGGAAGCUGUUUCAGGUCGAGAGACGGAGUGUUUACAAAACAGACUUGUUAUUAAAACUGUAGUUUUCCCCAAUGAGUGCCAAGAAGGGCAAAGGAGCCAAGGUGCACACAGCACCACCAGAUGGGGGUGAAAAAGCAUCAUCUUUUGAUCACAUGGAUUCUCCCAACCUGUCUGUUAUAGACAGAGCUAGCUUCCUGGAAGGACUGCAGCUAAAUUAUGGUAACCCUCUGCACAGUACCGCCAUGGAGGAAGAUUUAGAUGUCUUGGAGGAGGGAAGAAAGGACAUUCCUCAGAUGUUGAAGACCGGUGCUAAACAGCGUGGAGCUGCGGUGAAGAGGAAGGGGACAGAGACGAAUGAAGAGAAUGUAAAAGAAGAGAAGAAGAAGAAGAGGAGUAGGAGAAGUUCUGGAGAGAAGGUCAAAGCCAGACACAAGAAGGUAGGAGAAAGGAAGGAAAAGAACAGAGAACCUGAGGGGGAAAGAGCAGAGUCAGACGGUAGUGCCAUUCCCCAAACAAGCAAUCAGCCAAACCCAAAAGCCCACCGGACACUCAAUAAGUUGGUUGGGAAGAAACCUGCGAAGGGGAGGAGUGUUGGGAAGACAUCUGCAGCAAGGCCAUUGAAAAGUCAGCAAAUGAAGAAGGACACAAAAAGAGCGAGUGAAUCAGGUAGUGAAAAGUCCAGUGACCCUCAGUCACAGGAGGAGUCUGACACUGUCACUGCUCACCACAGCCGUAGGAGAGUCCUGUCCUCUGAAGAGGAGGUGGACGAAGACAUGAGUUGGAAACCAAGUCCAGACAGGGCCAAAGUGUAUAGUUUUGGCAGAACCAGAAAGUCUUCGUCUGAUGGGUCCAAAUCCAGGAAGUCUUCAUCUGAUGGGUCCAAAUCCAGAAAGUCUUCAUCGGGCAGGGCAUCUUCAGAACCAGAACAGGCCAACGCCGAUAAGCAGAGGAAGAAGAGACAUGGUCGUCAGGGAGGGACAGAUUUAGAGGUGGUGCUGGAUACCUUCCUUGAAUUCUGUGACCAGUACAGGGAGUCCGUGGAGUCUAAAGCUGUCAAACAGUCCAUUGAUUCUUUCACCUCCAAUGUGAAAGAACAGCUUUUGGAAAAGAUCGCUUCGUACAAGGAGCUCAGGGUUCUAAAAAGAGAAAAUGCCAAGGUGGGUUCUUUGAUCCGUACAAAGACACAGAGACUGUUGGAUGCCAAGCAUGAGCUGAUGAGGGCAGAGAGACAGGUUUGGCUGCUACAGAAGGAGAAAGCUGAACUUAAACUCCGAUUAUCUGAUCUGAGACGAAGCCAUGCCUUCCUCCAUGACAUCGGAGAGCUCAACCAACAGUACCUGGACUAUCGACACAAACACCCCAAGGAGAAAGAGACGUAUGGGGCGUCCAGCUUACCAGCUCUGCUGUGGGAGACAAAGCAUGUUCAUGCGGCAGAGCAUCAGCUGAGAGGAAUCAAUAACCGAAUGGAAAAAAGACUGAAAGAGAAUGGGACUUAAUAAUGUGCUAUGGCAUAAAAGCACACACACACACACACACACACACACACACACACACACACACACACAAAUACACAAAUACACAAAAGUUAAAGUAUUGCAAAGCACAUAUAUCUAACAUAUUAUGAGUAAUUCUAAGGCUGCUGGAAAAUUUGUAAGGCCAGAGGCAGCUUGACAUUUUGCAUUUUAUUGUGCGUUAUGGCUCACAUUUCUGAUACUUUCACAUCAUGAGUGAGCAAAACAGAUCACUUCUGAUAAUAAUUGUAAGUUUAAUAAAUACUAGUAAUACAAG